Musca vetustissima is the source of this 1140-nucleotide messenger RNA. Its product is annotated as RNA polymerase II-associated protein 3-like. The annotation marks the transcript as partial. The transcript has 5 exons. The record is from RefSeq and is a predicted model, not a curated record. Gene Ontology annotation, molecular function: protein binding. Lineage: Eukaryota; Metazoa; Arthropoda; Insecta; Diptera; Muscidae.
GAAUUGUAUCCCGAUGAUGCGAUUUAUUACAGCAAUAGGGCAUUGUGCUAUUUGAAAAUGGAAAGAUAUGACGAAUGCAUUGACGAUUGUGAUCGGGCAACAGAAAUCGAUAAUUUAGCAGUGAAAGCUUAUUAUCGUCGCAUGCAGGCAAAUGAGUGCUUAGGCAAUAAUAUGGAUGCCCUUAAGGAUUGUACUACAGUACUAAUGAUUGAGCCCAAAAACAGUGAGGCAAAUCGCAGCCUGGAAAGGAUUAACGAACGCUUACGUAAAAAUGCGAAAAACUCAAAAGGUCCCAAUUUCACAAGUCUGCGUAGCAAUGUUGUGGAUAUUUUACCCAUUGAUAAGCCAGCCUAUAAACGUUCUACGAAACCCUUAAAGCGUAUACCAAUUGCUGAUGUUGUUGGACCGAAAGAAAUUAAAAAUAAUGAUUGUCUUAAAAUGUCAGAUGAGGAUAUUGAUAAGAUGUUUAAUAGUUAUAGCGGUGUUAUUAAAGAGAUUAAAAAUCCCGAAGAAAGACUUAAGGCCAAAGAAAAUGCUGCUGCUGCGGCCAAACAAACAAAACCUGUUGCAGUGGAUAAUAAGGAUAAUAUAAAACACAAUGAAAAUAAAGAAAAUGUAGAAGAGAAAUCAACUUCAAAGGAUGCACAACCGGAAAAGGCACACAAAGAAAAUGAAGUUAAGAAAACUAAUGAGGCCAAAGAACAAGAUUCGAAUAAAAUUGAAAGUGUAAACAAGUUGACAACAAAUAUUGUUGAUGACAACAUUAACUACAAUCGUCCCCUACCAGAAGCUCCAAUAUCCUCUGCUCAAUUUUAUUCCAAUUGGAAAGAGUUAUCACCACAACAUAAAUAUGAAUAUCUGAAAAGUAUUAAUCCCAAUAAUGUGUGUAAAAUUCUGGGAGCUGGUUUUGAUUCCGACACCCUAACCGAUGUCAUACGCACACUACAUGAUUUCUAUUUGCCGACAAAGGAUGCAACCUUAGCUAAAACUCUACUGGAAGUUAGUAAAAAUAAACAGGUGCCCAUUUUGUCAUUGCUAAUGUCCAAUGAGGAGAGGAAGGCCCUUUCCGAAAUUGUUAACUCCCUGAAGGGUGACAGUUCUUCGGAUGCAGCUGCAGCGCAAAUAAUGAAAAAUUUCAAU